GAGGAGGCAGGGAGAAUAACAAGGCUGAGGGAGAGCUGCUGAAGGAGGAAAGAGCUAUGAAAAAAAGCGAGGGAGAAGGGGAAAUCAUAGCAGCACAGAGAGGAGACCAGACGAAGAGGAGAAGAAGGAUGCGUGGAGGGGAGAGCGGUGAUCAGUAAGGUCUCCAGAGGAGCAGAGGAGAUGAGGAGAGGAGGGUGAAGCAGGCAGAGUAGAAAACAGCCAACCGCUGAGGGAGCCAUGCUCUGAGCUCUGGAGCUGCAGGGCUACUCAGACACCGCUGAGAGUCAGGCCUACAGCUGGGGCCUCCAUCCCUGCCACCAGCACCGCAGAGGAAGAUUCCCAUCCCAUCAGACGCACAGAGGAAUCAUGAGGACAUCCAGGAAAGGCAGCGUGGAGAUGCCUGCGUUUGUGCGGCAGCUGGUGAAAGAAACGGAGAAGAGGGUCAGCUCCUUCUUCAAAGGAGGCCGUGGAGGAGCUGCUGAGGGGGAGCAGCCAGGAGAAGGGGAGAAAGAGGAGGUCAUGCCCAGCCCCUACCUGGACCGGCCAGUUCUGGACAAGCUGACGGAGGAGGGCUGCGCCCGCUGGGGCCUCACGUACGCCCUGGGGAGCAUGCAGGGCUGGAGGGCCAACAUGGAGGACUUCCAUAACUGUGUGCCUCAGCUUGGUGGGGAGUUGGCGGACUGGAGCUUCUUCGCCGUGUUCGAUGGUCAUGCUGGCAGCACCGUGGCUCAGUAUUGCUCCCAGCACCUUCUGGGUCACAUCCUGACUGCAGAUGGAAUUGGAGCUGAAGACAAUCCUGAAAAGGUGAGGGGAGCCAUCAUCGAGGGCUUCAUGCAGACAGACAAACACCUGCACUCUGCGGCCCGUCGAGAAGGCUGGGAGAGGGGCGGCACCACGGUGGUGGCAGCUCUCAUUUCGCCCUACUACAUCUACUUUGCCAACUGUGGGGACUCCAGAGCCAUGCUGUGCCGGUCCGGACAGGUCUGUUUCUCCACUGAGGACCACAAACCCUUCAGCCCCCUGGAGAAGGAGCGGAUCGAAAGCGCAGGGGGCUCCGUGUCCCUCCAGCGAAUCAAUGGCUCCCUGGCUGUGUCCCGCGCAUUGGGGGACUUCAGCUACAAGGGGGCGGAGAACCGGACCCCCUGCCAGCAGAUGGUGUCCCCAGAACCGGAGGUGUGUGUUGUGGAGCGCUCACCAGCAGAUGAGUUCCUGGUGCUGGCCUGCGAUGGGGUCUGGGACACCAUCAGCAAUGAGGAGCUGUGCGCCUUCAUCCACAACAGACUGCGGGUCUGCAAUGAACUGAGGGACGUCUGCGCUCAAGUCAUUGACCUCUGUCUCUAUAAGGGCAGUUUGGACAACAUCAGCAUCAUUCUGAUCUGCUUCCCCGGAGCCCCCCAGCUGUCAGCGGAUGCACUGCACCAGGAGGCCGAGCUGGAGGAUCUGCUGGAGGCCAAAGUGGCAGAAAUUUAUGAAGAGUUAUGCUCCGCUGGCGAAGAGCCUGACCUCCUGUCUGUCCUCACUGUCCUGGCAUCCACUGCCAUCCCCGGAUUACCACCAGGUGGAGGCAUUCAGAGCAAACGGAACUGCAUUAUCUCUGCUUACUAUCAACAAAGAGACACACACAACCCUGCAGUACCAAAUGGUCUCGGAAGCUCUUGAGAAGUGGAUUUGUUUUUCUUUGCAAUCCAAAGAGGAAAUGUAAUCAGUGUAAAUAUUCCAGCUGUUUUUCCUCAUGUGUGCAAUCCAACAACAAAAAGGGAAAUUAUGAGCAAACCGUGGUGUUGGUUAACAUCGCACAUGCAGGCAAACACAAUGCAAAAACAGACCUAAUGAAGCUCUAUAGUUUAUAUUUCUAUGAGAAGGAUAUUUUGUAAGAUUUGUCUUCAAAAAGACAGUACAUAUAAACUCACAAGACAGGAAAUUCAAUUUAAAUAAGUUUGUAGCAGCACUGAGUAAAAACAUACAUGUUUACUCUUGUCAGGUUUCUAUUUAGAAGAAAUAAUAAACAGAAAAAAACAGUUUGGCUUUGUGCUGCACAAAGGUAAACCCUAUAUUAAAAAACACAAAUAUACAUCAAUUUCUGACAAAAAAAGACAACUCUGGAGUUUUUCUGUCUGCUUAGAGUAACAAAACAAAAAUCAAAUAUUUUAUUGAAAGAAAAAUUAUAUUUCACAAUCUAUUAUAUAAAAUGCUUUCUAAAGAGGUGGUUAUUUAUCUUUUUUACAUAUCAGUUCAGAGUUUAAAGUUUACGUGCAACAACAUGUCCUAAAAAUUCCCCUAAAUCUGACAUUAAUAAAUGAUCAUGUCUUACAAAAAAUCUGUACAUCAAAAAAAAAAAAACAUUGCUGGUCUUCUUCUAAACGUAUCAUAUGUCAGAACAUAUUCUUUAAGUGUCUGUGAAAUGUAUUUUUUCUGUGAACUGGUUGAUAUGUGCUGUUCUGCCUUAUUAAUCUUUUUUAGAGUUGAUAAAACAGCGACAGAAAAAGUGCAUUUCUGCAUGGAUUCGAUUUCUCCUGCAUCAGUCUUCUAUUAUUUCUGUGUCAUUUUCCGUGUGUAGAAAGGACAGGAUAAGACUUCCAUCUCAAUAAAGGAGAUCAAACCCCAAA
Messenger RNA from Oryzias melastigma (Indian medaka), 2606 nucleotides. It is a transcript of the gene ppm1nb, whose product is annotated as protein phosphatase, Mg2+/Mn2+ dependent, 1Nb (putative). The transcript has 6 exons. NCBI's taxonomy places the organism in Eukaryota, Metazoa, Chordata, Actinopteri, Beloniformes, Adrianichthyidae. Gene Ontology annotation, cellular component: nucleus; cytosol. Gene Ontology annotation, molecular function: manganese ion binding; protein serine/threonine phosphatase activity; magnesium ion binding. Gene Ontology annotation, biological process: positive regulation of canonical Wnt signaling pathway; positive regulation of canonical NF-kappaB signal transduction; negative regulation of canonical NF-kappaB signal transduction. The record is from RefSeq and is a predicted model, not a curated record. Bases 367 to 1659 code for a protein of 430 amino acids.